This is a messenger RNA of Myotis myotis, 456 nucleotides long. RefSeq names its product ATP synthase F(0) complex subunit C2, mitochondrial-like. Gene Ontology annotation, molecular function: proton transmembrane transporter activity. Bases 1 to 456 code for a protein of 151 amino acids. The record is from RefSeq and is a predicted model, not a curated record. The transcript is spliced from 2 exons. Gene Ontology annotation, biological process: proton motive force-driven ATP synthesis; proton transmembrane transport. NCBI's taxonomy places the organism in Eukaryota, Metazoa, Chordata, Mammalia, Chiroptera, Vespertilionidae.
AUGCUGUCAGUGGGGGCUGCUCUGAAGAAACAUGAGGCAGAGGAAGGGAAGAGAGAUUCUCGAGGAGGGAAGCCUCUCAUUCAGAUGGCAUGCGCAGGGAAGACCUCACGUGAGGAAGAUGAGGACCAAAGGCACCUGACAGAUGAGAGCCUCAGCAGCUUGGCAGCCCCACGUCCCCUGACCUCGCUUAUUUCUAACCGCGGCUUCCAAACCAGUACCAUUUCAAGGGACACUGACACCGCAGCCAAGUUCAUUGGGGCUGGGGCUGCCACAGUAGGGGUGGCAGGCUCUGGGGCUGGAACUGGGACUGUGCUUGGGAGCCUCAUCAUUGGUUAUGCCAGGAACCCUUCUCUGAAGCAACAGCUCUUCUCCUACACCAUUCUGGGCUUUGCCCUCUUAGAGGCCAUGCGGCUCUUUUGCCUGAUGGUGACCUUUCUCAUCCUCUUUGCCAUGUGA